This is a messenger RNA of Candidozyma duobushaemuli, 2781 nucleotides long. RefSeq lists its product as uncharacterized. NCBI's taxonomy places the organism in Eukaryota, Fungi, Ascomycota, Pichiomycetes, Serinales, Metschnikowiaceae. Gene Ontology annotation, molecular function: ATP-dependent chromatin remodeler activity; heme binding; DNA translocase activity. Bases 1 to 2781 code for a protein of 926 amino acids. Gene Ontology annotation, biological process: double-strand break repair via synthesis-dependent strand annealing; reciprocal meiotic recombination. The record is from RefSeq and is a predicted model, not a curated record. The transcript is spliced from 4 exons. Gene Ontology annotation, cellular component: nucleus.
AUGCUUGGCGUUGAUGUGGACACUUUUGAAACAAAAAACGUCGAUCGGCUUGCAGGCACAGAAGUGGGCCUUAUCCUAGCUGAUGAGGGACAUCGUUUGAAGAACGGAGACUCUUUAACAUUCAAUGCGUUAAAUUCUUUAAGAUGCGAAAGAAGAGUUAUUCUCAGUGGAACGCCUAUACAAAACGAUCUAUCUGAGUAUUACUCGCUUCUCAACUUUGCGAAUCCCGGGUAUUUGGGAACCCGAAACGAAUUCCGCAAGAAUUUCGAGAACGCUAUCUUAAGAGGCCGUGAUGCGGACGCCACAGAUAGCGAAAGGGAGAAGGGCGAUUCGAAACUACUAGAGCUCUCCCAAUUGGUUUCAAAAUUUAUCAUCCGUCGUACGAAUGACAUCUUAUCGAAGUACUUACCCGUGAAGUACGAGUAUGUUGUCUACCUCGCAACCCUUAAAGCCAUCGACCUUUUGAAAAAGCUAUGUACGCAUCCUGACUUACUCCGCUUACCUGAAGAUAUCAGAGGCAGCAGGGGGAUUCUUCCUGAGGAUUACACUGAUUCGAGCAGCUCUCGCGAAAAGAGUAUUCCUAUAUCACUCAGUACUAAGUUUUCUAUCCUAGAACGCUUUAUUGAGAGUCUUAGACAUGAAUCAGAUGACAAGAUUGUAAUAAUCUCAAAUUACACCAAGACAUUGGAUCUAAUCGAGAGACUUUGUCGGCAUAGGCGAUACGGAUGUCUUCGCCUAGACGGUACUAUGAAUAUCAAUAAGAGGCAGAAGAUUGUUGACCGCUUCAAUGAUCCGAAAGGGCCUGAAUUUAUCUUUCUUCUUUCGUCGAAAGCAGGAGGAUGUGGUAUCAACCUCAUUGGGGCAAACCGGUUGAUUCUCAUGGAUCCAGAUUGGAAUCCUGCCGCUGAUCAGCAAGCACUUGCUAGAGUAUGGAGAGAUGGUCAGAAAAAGGAUUGUUUCAUCUACAGAUUUAUUUGCACUGGUACCAUCGAAGAGAAAAUCUAUCAACUCUCGUCAUCGAUCAAGGACUCGGUAGAGCAGUUUUACAAUGAUACAUUAAAGACAGCCAAGGACAGAGCAAACCCCUCGUUGAUCAAAGUCUUGACUUAUCAUAGCGCUGAUGCCGUGCAUUGGCUUCAGGAGAUUUUUGAGUUGGACCUUUCGAUUGUCUCCAGAUUGGGUGGCCAUUCUCAGCCAAGAACUCACAGAGGGAAAGAUGCAAAGUUCCCCGGAAUGGCAAUCACUUAUAAACUUCUUGAAACUCUUGAAAAUUUAGCGGAAGAGUUUCCAGAUAGGGUUGCUAUCAUGAAGAACACCCAGGUAAUUGACUUAUUGAUAGACGAGAAUGACUCUUCCCAGGUUCUUGGUGUGAAGUACAAAGACCUUAAAACAAAGGGAAAAGACACACUCAGAGGCCCCGUUAUAUUAGCAACUGGUGGUUACGCUGCAGAUUUCACAAAAAAUUCUUUGUUGCGGAAAUAUAGGCCAGAUAUUAUCGACCUUCCCUCAACCAAUGGCACCCAUGCUACCGGCGAUGGUCAGAAAAUUGUCAUGAAGCAUUCAGGCAUUGGAAUUGAUAUGGAUAAAGUUCAAGUCCAUCCUACUGGUCUUAUCGAUUUCAAUGACGCCGAUGUCAUCGAAGGGCGCAAGCAACCUCGUCACUUGUUUCUCGGUGCCGAAGCUUUGCGUGGUGAGGGUGGCAUAAUCCUCAACAACAAAGGCGAGCGGUUCUGUGACGAAUUAGGUACUCGUGAUUAUGUGAGUGGCGAGAUGGAGAAGCAAAUCAAGCAGGGAAACGGGCCUUUGAGGCUUGUUUUGAGCGAUGAAAGCGAGGAAAGGCUUGCGUUUCAUAUCAAACACUACGAGCAAAGAUCGCUCAUGCGAACGAUACUGGGGAAGGAUUUAGCUCAGGAGAUGAAGAUCCCUAUCACAAAGCUUCAAGAAACUUUGGAUUUAUACAACCGAGCUGCCAAACAUGAGAUUGAUGAACCCUUUGGCAAAAAGUAUUUUCCCACAACGCCAUUCACUAUUUCCGAAGAUCGAAAAUAUCAUGUGUCGUUCAUUACGAGAGUUUUGCAUUUCACCAUGGGUGGAAUUAAGAUAAAUGAUAGGACGCAAGUCAUCUACAAUGGCAACCAGGAGGAGCCCUUCCAAGGAUUGUAUGCUGCGGGAGAGGUCGCUGGUGGUGUCCACGGGCACAAUCGAUUGGGAGGUUCGUCUCUUCUUGCCUGUGUUGUAUAUGGGAGACUUGCAGCCCACCAGGCGUCUAGCUUCUUGAUGAGGAAUCUUUCAAUGGCGCAGCCUCUCAACGAGAAUCAAUCGGCAUCGGCGCGUUUAAAUCAGAUCAGUUUACAUAUUGACCCGAACAGAAAACAGAUUACUAUCGAUCUCGGAGGCGAGGCUGAGGGAAAUAAGCCCGCCCGUCCUGCUACUAUCGAGGAAAGUUCCGAGGCAGGUAUUUCUGGCAAGUCUACUCUGGCUAAAGGAAAACAAAAGACGCCCCGAUUCGAAAUACCUGAAAAGGAAUUCACUGCUGAUGAGGUGGCUAAGCACAACAGCGAGUCAGACUGUUGGGUCAUAGUCAAAAAUGUUGUCUUGGAUUUGACCAGCUUCUUGGAUGAUCACCCUGGAGGCCGUGAAUCAAUUUUGAACUUUGCGGGGAAAGAUGCAACUGAAAGUUUUGAUAUGUUACAUGAGGACAACGUCAUCCAGAGAUAUGCCCCAAAAUGCGUCUUAGGCAGAUUGAAAGGCGCAACACCAUUUCUUGAGUUGAAGGAAUAA